GCUCAUCGCAACCUCCAACCCCCGGGUUCAAGCGAUUCUCCUGCCUCAGCUUCCCCAGUAGUUGGGAUUACAUGCAUGAGACACCAUGCCUGGCUAAUUUUCUUUAUUUGGUAGAGAGGGUUUCUCCCGUGUUGGUCAGGCUGGUCUUGAACUCCCAGCCUCAGGUGAUCUGCCUGCCUUGGCCUUCCAAAGUGCUGGGAUUACAGGUGUGAUGUGAGCCACUGUGCCCAGCCUCAUGUUUAUUUUAAUAAAGGAACAUUGUCUUGCCUCAAAUCAACAUUUAAUGGACAAAAAAAGAGAAGGUCACCAGUAUGCAGGUAGCACCCUGGAAACCUAAAUGUUAGUCUGUAUGGACAUUUAUCUAGAAGAAUAAAAGGAGCAGUGGUAACUGACAAUCUUCAACAGGUAUUUUUAAAUCUUAUUUAGUGUUUGAAUGAUCCCAGUGGACUGGAAUGUGGUUAAUAUGAAGCAAUUUAACUGAUAAUGCAGACACACAGCAGGAAACUAUGUGGCAGUUUAAUAUUGCUUGUGGUGACAUCCUAGAAAUUGCUUCCAGGCACCAAGUGCAGGAAGUGGGCUGUAAGUAAUCGAAGGAAGUUUUCUAAGUGAGUUUGAAGAAACGUGACAUUUAUGGACUCAGAGAAAAGCAUACUCUAAGACUUGAGGCAUAGGAACAGGGCAGGGCAGCUAAUUUGGCCUUGUGGUGGUGAUUAUUCUACAUUAGCCUGUAUACCUGUCCUCUGUCCCUGUCAAACUGUGACCUCUGUGAGGUUAGUGACCAAGAAAUUUAUCCAUUUAUUCAUCCAUUUACCUACUGUAGAACUAAGAAGAUUAAGCACAUAUUAAACAAUAAAUGUUAGUCAUUAUUAUCAUAAUUAGUGGCAAUACUGUGCCUGGCAGUGUGCUAAGUACUGGGGACACAAAGAUGAACAAAUAUUUUUCUUUAAGGCUUUCUAAAGUAGUGGACACAAAUGUAAAACAAAAACAAUCCCUUCCAGACUCCCUCCCCACCAAAACAAAACAAAACAACAAAAAAAAAAAACAGAAGUAUAAUACAGUAUAAGUUAAUUGCAGUGGUGGAGAUACCGCUGGUGACGAAUAGGUGAGUAAGUGAAGAGAGACUGUCUUCUGGGGAGGAGGGAGGGUCAGGAAAGGAAGCCUUCACCAAGGGGAUCAUGUUUCAGCUGAGAGAUAGGUAGGGGUGGUUAGCAGAGGGAGUAGAGGCAGUAGUGAUGGUGGUGGUAUCAGCAGAGGGAGCAGUACAUAUGAGGAUGUGGCAUAUUAGGGAAAUAAAAAUAUUACCAUUUAUUAGACACUUAAAUGCCAGGAAUUGUGUUAGACAUUGGGAAUUACAAUGGUGAAUAAUACAGAUUCACUCCUCACGGUGCAUACAGUCUUGUGGACCUGACAUUAAAAAAACCAGGUAAAUUCACAUAAAGCUAUAUGGAUGUUCUAUAAAGGAAGCACAUGAGAUGCUUCAGAGAAAACGAUGGGAGCGACUGUCCUAUUUUAGAUAGAGUGGCGAGGGAAGGCCUCACCGUGGAGAUGACAUUUGAGCUGAGACUUAAAGGAUGAGGAGGUAUUAGUCAUCUAAAGAGACUAGGCAAGACUUUUUAUUCCAGGCCUUGAGGCAAGAAAACCUUAGGCAUAUUUCGGGAACAGACAGAAGGCCGGUGGGUUUGAGUAGUGACUGAUGGCAGAGAGGCUUGUGGUGAGGUCAGAGGGAGAGACCCUGGGCAGGGCCUUGUAGGUUGUGGUAAUCUGAAAACUGUUUAAGAUACGAAAUUUUGUAGUAUGUAAAUCUUAUAAGAUUACAACAUAAGAUUCACAUACUAUAAUAUUUACUUUUUUUUUUUUUUUUUUUUUGAGACAGUUUCACUCUGUCCCCCAGGCUGGAGUGCAGUGGUGUGAUCUUGGCUCACUGCUACCUCCGCCUCCUGGGUUCAGGUGAUUCUUAUGCCUCAGGCUCCCAAGUAGCUGGGACUGCAGGUGCCUGCCACCAUGCCUGACUAGUUUUUGUAUUUUUAGUUUCACCAUGUUGGCCAGGCUAUUCUCAAACUCCUGAUGAUCCGACUGCCUUGGCCUCCCAAAGUGCUGGGAUUACAGGCAUGAGCCACUGUGCCCAGCCCUAAAAUUUACUUUUUUAAGUGGUUUUAAGUAUAUUCACAAGGGUGAUUGAUUACCACUAAUUCCAGAACUUUUUCAUCACCCCAGAAAGAAACCCCAUGCCUGUUAGACACUCCUCAUUCCCCCAAACCCUUCAGUCCUAGGCAAUCACUAAUCUACUUGCUAUAGAUUUGCCUAUUAUGGGCAUUUCAUAUAUUAAUAAAUAGAAUCAUAUGUAACCCUUCCUGCGUGGCUUCUUUCACUUAAUGAUUUCAAGAUUUAUCCAUGUUGGAGCAUGCAUGAGUGUUUCAUUACUUUUUACUGCUGAAUAAUAUUCCAUUGUAUGGACAUACAACAUUUUACUCAUCCAUUUGUCAGUUGUUAGGUAUUUGGGUUGUUUCCCCUUUUCAUCAUUAUGAAUGAUGUUGCUAUGAACAUUUUGUGUGGACAUACGUUUUUAUUUCUCUUGGGUAUAUACUUAGGAGUGGAGUUGCUGGAUCUUUUGGUAACUCUAUGUAACAUUUUGAGAAACUGUUAAAAUUGUUUCCUAAAGCAGCUGUACCACUUUGUGUAAAGUGGUAUUUUAUUGUGGUUUUGAUUUGGCCCAAAUGAGUUACAUAGAAAAGAUCAGAGUAGACGGAGAUAGGUUUCUAGGAAGAGGUUGGAACUUGAACUGAAAGAAAGGGGAGAUUUGGAGAAUGGAGGGGGAUUACCAAAGGAAGACAAGUGGAAGUUAUAUGACUUGAAAGUGAGGAUAAACCGAUCUCGUUUCAAGAAUAGAGGAGCAGUCUUGGCUUAUGAUAGCUCUGCUCCAGUUUGUUUUGACUGUUCUUUAAAGGAUCCCAUUGCCAAAAUACACAAAAAAGUUGCUUUUUCUUGAGGCCUGUUGUAUAGCACAACUAACUUAUCUCUCUGCUUUGUGAUGAGACCAAGAAUUGGAAUGUGACUUCCUUCCAGGCCUUCGUGCUCUAAUGCCUAUUCCCCUCUUCCCUUUCUCCGCCACAGUGCUGUCCUCCCAGUCCCCAAAGGAGAAUGUAGAAAGACUUGGAGUGGUGCAAUAAAAGUCUCUUUGAAGACCAAGCUCUCCAUCAUUAGUGCUCAGAGUCAGCCACUUGAAUUUUCAUGACUUUUCUGGAAAACAUGUUGGUGCUACUCCAUCACUCUUCUCUUAGCCAUUGUAGUCAACUUAGAGGGGACUGUACAGCAGAUAGGAAGGUUGAAACAGAAGGUAAGACCUGGAGUAUUGCUCUAGGAAAGUAUGUUUGCAUUCAGUUAUUAAAUCUGUGUAAGUUCCUGGCUGGAGUUCCGGUUGCAGUUGCAAAGGUCCAGCCUUUUUCCUGGCCCUAGGGAGAACUAAUCUCUGGGUUUGUAACAUCCUUUUUGCUUAAAGGGGCUUUGUGGGGACAUGGAAAGAUAAACAAGGAAGAAAAAUAAACAAAAUGAAGUUGUUUUGUUCUCUACUUUUAGUGGAAUCCGUACCCAUUCUUUCCGAGUAUUCAGGACUUGAAAAGGAGCCAAAUAAAGCAGAAUCCAGAGACCACAUUUGAAGUAUAUGUUGAAGUGGCCUAUCCCAGGACAGGUGGCACUCUUUCAGAUCCUGAGGUGCAGAGGCAAUUCCCGGAGGACUACAGUGACCAGCCUCACAGUUAGCCAAGUUGGCCAGAACUUCACGUUCGUGCUCACUGACAUUGACAGCAAACAGAGAUUCGGGUUCUGCCGCUUAUCUUCAGGAGCGAAGAGCUGCUUCUGUAUCUUAAGCUAUCUCCCCUGGUUCGAGGUAUUUUAUAAGCUGCUUAACAUCCUGGCAGAUUACACGACAAAAAGACAGGAAAAUCAGUGGAAUGAGCUUCUUGAAACUCUGCACAAACUUCCCAUCCCUGACCCAGGAGUGUCUGUCCAUCUCAGCGUGCAUUCUUAUUUUACUGUGCCUGAUACCAGAGAACUUCCCAGCAUACCUGAGAAUAGAAAUCUGACAGAAUAUUUUGUGGCUGUGGAUGUUAACAACAUGUUGCAUCUGUACGCCAGUAUGCUGUACGAACGCCGGAUACUCAUCAUUUGCAGCAAACUCAGCACUCUGACUGCCUGCAUCCACGGGUCUGCGGCGAUGCUCUACCCCAUGUACUGGCAGCACGUGUACAUCCCCGUGCUGCCGCCGCAUCUGCUGGACUACUGCUGUGCUCCCAUGCCCUACCUCAUAGGAAUCCAUUUAAGUUUAAUGGAGAAAGUCAGAAACAUGGCCCUGGAUGAUGUCGUGAUCCUGAAUGUGGACACCAACACCCUGGAAACCCCCUUCGAUGACCUCCAGAGCCUCCCAAACGACGUGAUCUCUUCCCUGAAGAACAGGCUGAAAAAGGUCUCCACAACCACUGGGGAUGGUGUGGCCAGAGCGUUCCUCAAGGCCCAGGCCGCUUUCUUCGGUAGCUACCGAAACGCUCUGAAAAUCGAGCCGGAGGAGCCGAUCACUUUCUGUGAGGAAGCCUUCGUGUCCCACUACCGCUCCGGAGCCAUGAGGCAGUUCCUGCAGAACGCCACACAGCUGCAGCUCUUCAAGCAGUUUAUUGAUGGUCGAUUAGAUCUUCUCAAUUCCGGCGAAGGUUUCAGUGAUGUUUUUGAAGAGGAAAUCAACAUGGGCGAGUACGCUGGCAGUGACAAACUGUACCAUCAGUGGCUCUCCACUGUCCGGAAAGGAAGUGGAGCAAUUCUGAAUACUGUAAAGACCAAAGCAAAUCCGGCCAUGAAGACUGUCUACAAGUUCGCAAAAGAUCAUGCAAAAAUGGGAAUAAAAGAGGUGAAAAACCGCUUGAAGCAAAAGGACAUUGCCGAGAAUGGCUGCGCCCCCACCCCAGAAGAGCAGCUGCCAAAGACUGCACCAUCCCCACUGGUGGAGGCCAAGGACCCCAAGCUCCGAGAAGACCGGCGGCCAAUCACAGUCCACUUUGGACAGGUGCGCCCACCUCGUCCACAUGUUGUUAAGAGACCAAAGAGCAACAUCGCAGUGGAAGGCCGGAGGACGUCUGUGCCGAGCCCUGAGCACCUGGUAAAGCCCUUGCGACACUAUGCGGUCUUCCUCUCCGAAGACUCCUCUGAUGAUGAAUGCCAGCGGGAAGAGGGCCCGAGCUCUGGCUUCACCGAGAGCUUUUUCUUCUCCGCUCCCUUUGAAUGGCCGCAGCCGUAUCGGACACUCAGGGAGUCAGACAGCGCGGAAGGCGACGAGGCAGAGAGUCCAGAGCAGCAAGUGCGGAAGCCCACAGGCCCUGUCCCAGCUCCCCCUGACCGGGCUGCCAGCAUCGACCUUCUGGAGGACGUCUUCAGCAACCUGGACAUGGAGGCCACACUGCAGCCACUGGGCCAGGCCAAGAGCUUGGAGGACCUUCGUGCCCCCAAAGACCUGAGGGAGCAGCCAGGGACCUUUGACUAUCAGAGGCUGGACCUGGGCGGGAGUGAGAGGAGCCGCGGGGUGACAGUGGCCUUGAAGCUUACCCACCCGUACAACAAGCUCUGGAGCCUGGGCCAGGACGACAUGGCCAUCCCCAGCAAGCCCCCAGCUGCCUCCCCUGAGAAGCCCUCGACCCUGCUCGGGAACUCCCUGGCCCUGCCUCGAAGGCCCCAGAACCGGGACAGCAUCCUGAACCCCAGUGACAAGGAGGAGGUGCCCACCCCUACUCUGGGCAGCAUCACCAUCCCCCGGCCCCAAGGCAGGAAGACCCCAGAGCUGGGCAUCGUGCCUCCACCUCCCAUUCCCCGCCCGGCCAAGCUCCAGGCUGCCGGCACCGCACUUGGUGACUUCUCAGAGCGGCUGCAGACGGAUCGGGACAGGCGAGCUGCCCUGAGUCCAGGGCUCCUGCCUGGUGUUGUCCCCCAAGGCCCCACGGAACUGCUCCAGCCGCUCAGCCCUGGCCCCGGGGCUGCAGGCACGAGCAGUGAUGCCCUGCUCGCCCUCCUGGACCCGCUCAGCACAGCCUGGUCAGGCAGCACCCUCCCGCCACGCCCCGCCACCCCGAAUGUAGCCACCCCAUUCACCCCCCAAUUCAGCUUCCCCCCUGCGGGGACACCCACCCCAUUCCCACAGCCACCACUCAACCCCUUUGUCCCAUCCAUGCCAGCAGCCCCACCCACCCUGCCCCUGGUCUCCACACCAGCCGGGCCUUUCGGGGCCCCUCCAGCUCCCCUGGGGCCGGCUUUUGCGUCCGGCCUCCUGCUGUCCAGUGCUGGCUUCUGUGCCCCUCACAGGUCUCAGCCCAACCUCUCUGCCCUCUCCAUGCCCAACCUCUUUGGCCAGAUGCCCAUGGGCACCCACACGAGCCCCCUACAGCCGCUGGGUCCCCCAGCAGUUGUCCCGUCGAGGAUCCGAACGUUGCCCCUGGCCCGCUCAAGUGCCAGGGCUGCUGAGACCAAGCAGGGGCUGGCCCUGAGGCCUGGAGACCCCCCGCUUCUGCCUCCCAGGCCCCCUCAAGGCCUGGAGCCAACACUGCAGCCCUCUGCUCCUCAACAGGCCAGAGACCCCUUUGAGGAUUUGUUACAGAAAACCAAGCAAGACGUGAGCCCGAGUCCGGCCCCGGCCCCAGACUCGGUGGAGCAGCUCAGGAAGCAGUGGGAGACCUUCGAGUGAGCCGGGCCCUGCGGGUGGGGGAUGCACCGAGGCCCGAGGGUCCGUCCACUGCUGCGGUUCCGAGGCUCCCCUGCCACUCACUCUCUGCCCAGGUUCUGCUGGUGGGAAGGGAAGGGAUGGGACCCCUCUCUGCUGCCCCCUCCUCCCCUCCACACUGCCCAUCUCUGAGGUCUGGCCCUGGGUAAUGGCACCAGUUCCCGCCUGGGAAUCAACCCAGUUCCUGAGUGCCCAUCCCACCCCGCGGUUGCCCCUCCUCGGCACCCUUGAUUGAUUGGGUUUUGCACUGAAGAGGUCAGCUGGGCCAAUGACAUUGCUCCAGACCGAGUCCUACCCACCUUCCCCCUGGAAGUGUCCCGAGAGGCUCCGAAGGCCUCCCCUCCGAGCCCAGCUCUCCUGUCUCCUCCACAGCCAGGCCCUGCACGCCCACCUCCUCGGACACAGGUGACAGGGUUACCCUCCAGUUUGAGCUCAUCUGCACGAGACACAGGUGGCUUGGGGUUGAAGUUAGGACUCCUCCUGGGCUGGAGGAUUUACCUGGUGGGGCACUUCCAGACUGUUUCUAGCAAUAUACACACACGUUCUUUCCUGUGUCUUCACCCCAAAACUUCAGUUGAUUCUGACCUGGGAGGAUCUGGGGACCAGGGGGUCUUGGGCUGCCUUGUGAUACACAGCCCCAGCCACCCUGCACAGGGGCUGCGAGCACCAGCAACUUUGAUUUAUAGAAGGAAAAUGGAAACCCCCAUCUGAGUAUUUUGGGAGGAGCCCCCAGCCCUCAUCCAGCUCUGGCACGCUGAUACCUCCAGGUACUCCUCUCACUGUCAAAGCUGGGGCUCAGCCUCUUGUCAUCUGGAGCUUUGUGGGCAAAGCUGAGAAGCUGCAACCCAGAUUUCAACCCAAAAAGGUCAAGCUGAAUGCCUCAGACUGAUGUGGAAGGCAGCUGGCCUUCCUGGGUUGGAACAAGGCAGUGGCCCUGAGCCCCUUCUCCAGGGCCAGGUAGAAAGGACAAACUUACUUACUUGGUCUCUGCCUCGGGGAAGCAGGAGGAGGGCUAGAAGCCAGUCCCUCCCCACCUGCCCAGAGCUCCAGGCCAGCACAGAAAUUCCUGAGGCCAGCAUCACCAAAGUUAGAUUGAAUGUUUAUUAUCUUUUUCCUUUUUACCUUAUUGAUUUGAUGAAUCUUGAAAUGGAUUCAUUUCCAUAAACCAAGUUAAAGUAUGGCCCGACCAUUUAAGAAAACAACCAUCUGAGACACGCAGGAAAUUGUGAGCAUUUCGACCCGAGCUCUCAUUUCCUAUUUGUGAAGGGUCAGACACAGUCUACCAAGGGGUGUCUGAGGGGGACAAGGGGGUCUCUGGAGAUGUCACCCAGGGAGCCCCCUCUAUGUCUGAGAGGCCGCCACUGCUGCACAUGCUCAGUGAGGCUUGGCGGCCGUCCUGGCACAUGGCUCUUCCUGGGUCAGCCAUGACCUGUCUGGCUCAGGAAUGGGCUCUGGCUGCUGGGGGAGCCGUGUCACUCCUGGGCCAUGGGGGCACCUCCCGGGCACUUAGGUGUUUCAGCAUAGAUUCCAGUUUCACUCCCUGGGCAGACCCCCAGGCCCCAUCCGGGAUAGGGCAGAGGAGGUGCUGGCGGCCCCAGGGAAGGAGGGUGUGUACCCCAAGGCCCCCUGGCUGUGCUGAGGGGCUGGGGUGAGCGCUCCAUGUUCACAUGAGCACUGCUGCCUCUUCACUUGUGGGACUUUGCAAACCCAAGGAUGAACUUUGUGUGCAUUCAAUAAAAUCAUCUUGGGGAA
Messenger RNA from Gorilla gorilla gorilla (western lowland gorilla), 8503 nucleotides. It is a transcript of the gene DENND1A, whose product is annotated as DENN domain containing 1A. Gene Ontology annotation, molecular function: phosphatidylinositol phosphate binding; guanyl-nucleotide exchange factor activity. NCBI's taxonomy places the organism in Eukaryota, Metazoa, Chordata, Mammalia, Primates, Hominidae. Gene Ontology annotation, cellular component: clathrin-coated vesicle; cytosol. Gene Ontology annotation, biological process: endocytosis; endocytic recycling. The record is from RefSeq and is a predicted model, not a curated record. The transcript is spliced from 22 exons. The coding region runs from base 3659 to 6715 and encodes 1018 amino acids.